Entamoeba invadens IP1 is the source of this 480-nucleotide messenger RNA. RefSeq lists its product as hypothetical. Gene Ontology annotation, cellular component: intracellular membrane-bounded organelle. The transcript has a single exon. Bases 1 to 480 code for a protein of 159 amino acids. Gene Ontology annotation, biological process: vacuolar protein processing. The record is from RefSeq and is a predicted model, not a curated record. Lineage: Eukaryota; Evosea; Mastigamoebida; Endamoebidae.
AUGGCAAACAACUCACAGAAGAAAACAGUUCAAAACAACAAGCAGAAAAUUGUGAUUUCUCUCUGUUUCAUUCUUCCAACAAUCUUUUUCUUUGUGUUUUGGCGAUUCCUUCGUGGGACAUUGAACGGCACUGCUUAUUUUGUGUUUGUUGUCAACACCCUAUUUCAAACACUCCCAUUUCUUUACACGUAUAUGAUCAGUCGCCCAGUGUAUUCUGAGGGCGAGUUACUUGACUGUGGUUCUGAUUUAUCACAAGAAGGGUUAUUAGAGUUUGUCCAUGACAUCAUUUACUUCACUUCGUUUAUUCAAUUGUUGUCGUCGUUUUCAUUCUUUGCGAUGUAUCUCUAUAUUGUUGUUGUGGGAUAUUCUAUUUAUUUGUUAUAUAAUAUGACAAGUGCAUUACCAGGUAUGGCACAGCAACCUGCAGCACCACAACAAGAGCAAAAGAAACAGAAGAUUAAGUACAAGACGUACCAUUAA